AAGAGAAAACAUGUCCAGAUAAUCUUGACUAACAAACGAAAAUGUCUUGUUUAAAUAAAUUAUCAGAGAUUUUGAACUGUCGGCGAAUAUUAUGCCUAAUGGUUUUCAGUUCAUUCGUAAUGAACGCAGUUUUGAAAAUCAGUUUCAACAUAACAAUCGUGGCAAUGGUUCGAAAACCGAAUGACACAAACCCCGAUUUGUUCAACUGGAACGAAGGAGAGAAGCAAAAUAUUUUGGGGUUGUUCUUCUGGGGCUUCGCCCUCACGAAAAUCCCCAGUGGGCGUCUUGCUGAAACCAUCGGUUCCCGCAGAGUUACAGGAUGGUCCAUGGUUUUAGCGUCAGUUUUGACAAUUUUGACCCCAAUCAUCUGCUAUUGGAACUAUUACGUGUUGUUGACUUCACGCGUGAUGAUGGGUUUUUUAAUAGGGGCCAGUUGGCCAGCAAUUAUGCCUUUGGCCGCCAAAUGGAUCCCUCCAAAUGAGCAUUCCGUGUUUAUAUCAUGCCUCGCAUCCAGUGCCAUUGGAGUAGCCCUCACUUACCAUCUCAGCGGCUUUAUUAUAGCAGCAUAUGGGUGGCAAAGUGUGUUUUACCUUGCCGGAGGUGCUUCACUUUUAUGGUCCCUGGCUUGGUUCUACCUCAUUUAUGACUCACCACAGCAACACCCGAGGAUUACUCUUCACGAAAAACAUUUACUAGAGUGUCAAAUCGACAAGAGUGCUAAACCCAGAAGACUGCAAUUUAGUCAAAUCCCAUGGAAGGAGAUUGUCAAAUCGGGGCCGGUUUGGGCCAUAGCUGCGGGCCAAACGGCCACUUUUUUCGGUUUUACGACUCUGUGCACACAAGGGCCGUCUUACAUGGACCAAGUACUCCACGUAAACAUUGAACAAAACGGAUUAUUUUCAGGAAUGCCCUACUGGGGAGGGUAUUUCGCCGCCCUCACUUCCGGCUAUUUGGCCGAUGGUUUGCGCAAAUCCAACCGUUUAUCAACCACAACUAUCCGAAAACUCUUCGAAACGGUGUCACUCUUAAUCCCAAGCCUUUGCAUGUUGAGCUUGGCCUUUUGGGGCGACUCCACAGCCGUGGCUUUGACGGGAUUCACCAUCAGUUUGACCGUCAACGCAGUUAGUACCGCGGGUCAUUGUGCAAAUAUUUUAGAUAUUUCACACAACUAUGCCGGGACUAUUUGUGGCUUAGUGAACACUAUUUCGGCGUUCAGUGCCUAUUUUUCGACCAAACUUGUGGCGCAAUUGCUUCGGAAUGAUCACACUUUCCAAGAAUGGAGGUAUCUUUUUGGGGUUUUGUUUGGCACUUAUUUUUCCACUACUAUCAUUUAUUUGGUCUUGUGUUCCGGCGAAUUGCAGAAGUGGGAUGCUCAAAAAGUGCGAGAAGAGGAAAAAUCAACGAAUUGCGAACAUAAUAAUGAGCUACAGUUGCUCACUGAGAAGAAUGUGCCAUAAAUACCGUGUCACAUUUUUUUGUUAUAGACUGAUGUAUCUACUUAUAUUAGGUAAUCUCAUGCUUUUAUAUCUACAAAUUUUAUUGUAGCAUAAGCUCUAAAUAUGUUAUUGUAGUAUAAACUAUAAUACAAUAAAAAAUUUAUUUAAACUUG
Molecule: messenger RNA, 1609 nt
Organism: Tribolium madens (black flour beetle)
Lineage: Eukaryota; Metazoa; Arthropoda; Insecta; Coleoptera; Tenebrionidae
Product: sialin-like
Exons: 2
Coding region: 42-1457 (471 amino acids)
Biological process (GO): transmembrane transport; monoatomic anion transport
Cellular component (GO): plasma membrane
Molecular function (GO): transmembrane transporter activity
Source: RefSeq, a predicted model, not a curated record